Molecule: messenger RNA, 1688 nt
Organism: Pelodiscus sinensis (Chinese soft-shelled turtle)
Lineage: Eukaryota; Metazoa; Chordata; Testudines; Trionychidae
Source: RefSeq, a predicted model, not a curated record
CUGCAGCGCGAGCAUAUUUACCAGUGGAACGUUUUACGGCAAUCAAAGAGCUGGUACACACCGUGGUGCAUGCUCCAACAAUUCCCACACGUGUCUGUCUACAGCUGUUGGGACACAUGGCUGCCGCAACCAUUGUAGUGCGCAACGCAAGGUUACGUUUUCGUUGCCUCCAGCAUUGGUUAGCCACGGUUUACAUUCCGUCAAAGCACUCUGUCCACAGGCCAGUAGUGGUGCCACGGUAUGUCCGGGAUUCCCUCCAGUGGUGGAUCAACCCGGCCAAUCUUCUCACGGGCGUUCCAUUUCAUCGACCACAACCCUCAACACAAAUCACUACAGAUGCCUCCCUUACAGGUUGGGGAGCUCACAUGGGCAAUCUCACGGUUCAGGGACGUUGGUCGACACAAGAGAUGCUACUACAUAUCAAUGUGCUCGAGUUAAGAGCGGUACGACAUGCUUGCAAACAUUUCCAAGUCCACAUUCAGAAUACAACGACCAGGAUUCUAACGGACAUGGCGACUAUGUUUUAUAUCAACAAACAAGGGGGUGUCCGAUCCCAUUCUCUUUGUGCAGAGAGCACUCGUUUAUGGAAUUGGUGUAUCGCCAACAACACCGUUCUCACAGCAUCCUACUUUCCAGGCAUCGACAACUUAAUAGCAGACUCUCUCAGCAGGCGUUUUCCUCACGACCACGAAUGGGAGGUACGCACGGACGUGCUGACUCGUGUUUUCGCUCGAUGGGGAUUUCCAACAAUAGAUAUGUUCGCGACAGAACUCAAUUCGAAAUGUCCCACUUAUUGUUCAAGAGCCGGAAUAGGACGCCACUCCCUGGGGGAUGCCUUUCUUCUCCACUGGGGGACAUCGUUACUAUACGCCUUUCCCCCGGUAGUGUUAAUUCCCAGGGUUCUGGAAAAGAUCAACAUAGACGAGGCCCGGGUAAUCCUCCUAGCACCGGCAUGGGCUCGUCAGCCUUGGUUCUCAAUGCUCCACCAGAUGUCAGUGAGAGCGCCGUAUCCUCUGCCUUCUCUUCCAAAUCUGUUGACCCAGGACAACGGGUCCCUCGGGCACCCGAGAACCGAAGUUCUGCACCUCACCGCAUGGAUGCUUGCUGGUUCACCGACUCCGAACAAUCAUGUUCUCAGCGAGUCAAGCAAGUGCUGAUGCAUAGUCGAAAAGAAUCCACACGAACCACUUAUGCGGCUAAGUGGUCGAAGUUCCAAGCAUGGUGUACAGACAACAAUGUGGACUCGCGUUUUGCAACCCUACCUUGUAUAUUGGAAUACCUCUUGCAGCUACAUGACAAUGGCCUGGCUCUUGCAUCUCUACGAGUGCACUUGGCAGCAAUCAAUGCCUUCCACCACAGGGAUGGCGAUUUUUCCUUGUUCGCUCACCCUACUACAAAAAGAUUUCUGAAGGGGCUCUCGAAUCUCCAUCCCCCGCGGAGGCCUCCUCCACCCUUAUGGAAUUUGGAUCUAGUCCUUCAAACUCUGACUCGUCCCCCCUUCGAAUCCUUAGCUACAGUGUCAUUACACCUACUUACUAUCAAACUGGUAUUCCUCCUAGCCAUUACUUCGGCUCGCAGGGUGAGAUAGCAGCUUUUAUGGCCUCACCGCCCUAUACAGUUUUUUCGAAGGAAUCGGUGACACUGAGGACCCAUCCGGCGUUUAUUCCAAAGGUUUCCUCUGAAUUCCA